Messenger RNA from Ictalurus punctatus (channel catfish), 2544 nucleotides. RefSeq names its product fibronectin type III domain containing 7a (gene fndc7a). Bases 23 to 2470 code for a protein of 815 amino acids. NCBI's taxonomy places the organism in Eukaryota, Metazoa, Chordata, Actinopteri, Siluriformes, Ictaluridae. The record is from RefSeq and is a predicted model, not a curated record. Gene Ontology annotation, molecular function: protein binding. The transcript has 13 exons.
GACAGCGCUGAGAACCGGAGAUAUGGGAUCGCAAGAUUUAUUAACAAUAAUCUUAAUGAUCAUGUGCACAUCGAAGAUGUGUGCUGGGCAAAACGACAUAGCCGUGUCCGUUUUCACCGUCACGUCUAAAAGUAUCACGGUUCGCUGGAUGGGACCGUCUGACGCGAGCUCCUUCAAGCUGACCGCUACACCGAAAAACUCGCGUGAGCAGUCCGUGUUCACGCAGUUCGGCAGCAGCACGGUUAUGGGCUCCGUGAACUCACUCUCCUCGAAUACAGUGUACGUGGUGCGUGUGGAGGCCAUGGAUAGCUCCUUGAACCUACUCAGCAGCGCCGAGACCGAGGAGACAACGGCACCCGAGGUUCCUUCCAUUGUGCAGGCCUAUUCCAAACACAGCAACAGCAUCACAAUGGAAUUUGACGAGGUGUCAGGCGCCACUGCAUACAUCCUGCGGGCAGAGAACAAUGACGGCUUCUUCUCAGAGUGUGUGGUGUAUGGCUCGCCAGCUACUAUUCUCAACCUGAGGGCCUACACCGAUUAUACACUUAGUGUCAUGUCAAUGAACAGUGGUGGACAUAGCCAGCCUGCACACCAAGUCCAUGCCAGGACAGUGGUUGUAGCCCCAGCACUGCGCUCUGUGUCACCCACUGAGGACAGUAUUGUGGUGAGCUGGGAUCCUGUGGUACAUGCAGUUAAGUACACACUGUGUGUCAUCAUGGAGGAAUCAGACACCCAACUCCAGGUCAAUACUUCCCAGACUAACAUGACAUUCAGCAAUCUAGAUCCAGGGGUCACAUACUGCAUCAAUGCCACAGCCUGGGACCCCAAUAGCAUCCCUGGAGAUGUGAUCACCAUCUGUCAGAUCACCCGUCCCCCUGUUCCUGCAGGUGUGCAGGUUUUAUUGACCCUGGAGAGAAUCAUGGGACUAGCUGUAUAUUGGGAGGCUGUACGUGGUGCAAGGCUCUACUUUGCCUUGAGCUCCACGGGGCAGAACUGUACAUCCAUGGGAGACCCGUUCUGCAUCAUCAGCCCAAUAGGAUGCAGUGAGAACCACACACUUACAGUCAUGGCUGAGAACCAAGCUGGCCCCAGCAGCCCAUCCCAUCCACAGGACCUGCUCACCUACCCAUGCCCUCCAGACUCAGUGGAGGUAGACCAGCCCUCUGUAGGGAACUGCUCAGUGGCAUGGAACAUGGUGCCAUGGGUGGAGUACUACAUUGUGUACAUAAACAGAGAUGAUGGAGCAGUGGAGCAAUGCAACACCACCAGCACCAUCUGCUAUUUCCAAUGUGACUGUGGCUACACCUACAUGACUACUGUAUUUGUCUACAAUGUGGCUGGUGCCAGCCCUCCAGGACCAGUUCUCAACUACACCACUGUCCCCUGCUGUCCACAGAAUGUUUACAUCACUCUUGUUUCGACUGAGACACUGGGGGUCACAUGGCCAGCAGUGCGUGGAGCAGAGUAUUAUGAGACAGUAGCAGCAGAUGGAUCAGACACACUACAUUGCAGUGACACCAUGCCUAAAUGUGCCCUGUCUGACCUUACCUGCAACAGCUUGUACAGUGUUGUAAUCAGACCCUGCAGUGAGAUACGCGGUUGCAACAACACCUGCACACCAAACACACAGGAAACAGCCCCAUGUGCUCCUGAGAUCCUGAACCUUACCCAGGUGAGCAGCUCUGCCGUGCAGGUAUUAUGGAGGACUACCAACAAACAAGCCAACUAUACGGUGAAUGCUCUUGGCAGUUCCAGCACCCUUACUUGCUCAUCCACCAGUACUUCUUGUGGCAUUACCAACCUGCCUUGUGGAACAACUUAUGAGGUCAGCGUAUAUGCCACGACCUCUGUGGGGCGUAGCUUGCCCAGCUAUAGCAUCGCUAUGGAAACAGGACCCUGCUGUCCUGAGACUCUCAGUGUGGGGCAGGUGACGCAGUCCAUGACCAGUGUGAAGUGGUCAUCCUCUAAGGGAGGCUGGUCUUAUAUCACAUCGCUGUCCUCACCUCGAGGUCAUGCAAAGUGCCAUACCAUGGACACACACUGCUUGAUGGGAUGCAUCACAUGUAGCACCAGCUAUAACAUCUCAGUGGAGACCAUAAGCAUUACGGGACACAAGACCUUAUGCAACUACCACGGCUUUUCUUCCAGCACUUGUUGUCCUUCUGGUGUGAGGCUGUACCGGAUGGUCAAUAGCACACUUCGUGUAUACUGGAGAAGUUCAGAUAGUGUCAGCGGUUACUCAGUUGAACUUUACAGCAACAACGCCAACUACACAUGCAGGCCAGUGCUGGGUGUCAGCUCAUGUGACAUGGAUAGUGUACUGUGUGGUGACACCUACAGUGUGGUGGUUGCACCACUUACACUACAUGGUUCCAAAGUCCUAUUCUGCCCCAGGAGGCUGUACUUUGUUUCCUGUGCUGGCAACAAUGUUGGAAUGGUUACUUAUCGUGGAAAAAGAAGUAUGGAUUAGCAGCUGUCAUUAUAAGGGUCUCUCUAGAAAUUGAUAGUGAGUAUACUCUGAAAAGUGUCAAUGUAUAAAUGUGU